GCGGAUGUCACUGCCCUCUUACUAUCAUCGCUGUGCUCGUUCUGCUAUAAAGCUCGUUCGGCAGCAAUCGAGAACCUAUAUAGGAUUCCCAGCCAGCUCCACCACUGUUUUUCUUCCUAUCACCCUUUCUCUCAAUAAAAGACGGUUUCAUAUAUCUGCACGUCUGCAAAUGUCUACGAAGAGCGAGAGCGAAUGGAGAGCUAUCCUCUCGCCGGAACAGUUCCGUAUCCUUCGUGAGAAGGGCACCGAAUACCCUGGUACAGGAAAGUACGAGAAGUUCAAGGGCGACGGCAUAUAUGCAUGCGCAGGAUGCGGUACGCCGCUUUACAAGAGUACCACCAAAUUCGACAGCGGCUGUGGCUGGCCAGCAUUCUUUGAUGCCAUUCCGGGUGCAGUGACCCGACAUGAGGAUCGAUCUUUAGGUCGAGUUCGUACCGAGAUCACCUGUACCGCAUGUGGUGGACACCUUGGUCAUGUCUUCAAGGGCGAAGGUUUCAAUACUCCUAUCGAUGAACGGCAUUGUGUAAAUUCGGUCUCUUUGAACUUCGUCGAUGAGGACAAGAACGCAUGAUCGCAGCCAUCGCUCAAUGUUCCGUUUGCACUGUGUAUCAUGUACCUUCUGUAUCCAUACCCUUAAUGAAUGAAUGAGUGCGACGAUUAU
Somion occarium is the source of this 661-nucleotide messenger RNA. The record is from the annotation of a GenBank genome assembly. NCBI's taxonomy places the organism in Eukaryota, Fungi, Basidiomycota, Agaricomycetes, Polyporales, Cerrenaceae.